Molecule: messenger RNA, 831 nt
Organism: Penicillium cataractarum
Lineage: Eukaryota; Fungi; Ascomycota; Eurotiomycetes; Eurotiales; Aspergillaceae
Product: Frag1/DRAM/Sfk1 family protein
Exons: 4
Coding region: 1-831 (276 amino acids)
Cellular component (GO): plasma membrane
Source: RefSeq, a predicted model, not a curated record
AUGUGGAUUAUCUCAUUUUGGGUCUUCCCUCUUAUAUCGGCGUGCAUGUGGGUUGCCAUGCUCAUCACCAUGCUCUGUGUCUGGGCCAGGGACGGGAAACCAAUUUACCCCAGCAUGGAAAAGGGCCAGACUAUUGCGUAUAUCUCAGACGUAGGCGCAUACGGACUAAAACCGCUGUUCAUCACGGGCAGCGUCAUUACCGUCGUGUUUCUUGAUCUGGCAUUCUUAUCAGAGCGCUGGUUGCGCCAUGCCGGCCAAUUAGUCCCGAAUAAGGGCCUUUGGGACAAAUUAUGUGCCAUUGCGUCGAUCAUCUUCGCAAUUGCCGGUGCAGCGGGUCUAAUUCUCUUGUCCAUCUUCGAUACGUAUCACCACCCACACAUGCACGACGGGUUCCUGGUGAUGUUCAUUGGCGGAUACAUCAUCAGCGCAGUCCUCAUCUGCGCCGAAUACCUGCGUCUAGGUAUAUUCUACCGCCGCCAACACCGCGUCCUCCUGGCCAGCUUCAUCGUCAAAGUGACAUUCGCCAUCAUCGAAAUCGGCCUCGCAAUCGGCUUCGGCAUCUGCACGAAGAGCAGCGAUAAAUCGAAAAAGAACGUCGGCGCUAUCCUCGAGUGGGUCAUUGCGUUCGUUUUCACCGGCUACGUCCUCUCUUUUGUGGUCGAUUUGUUACCGUCCGUUCGGACGCGCACACAUGUUCCCCAGGGUGAGAAACAUGCUAGUAUGAUGACCACCCCGCAUGGUAGCGGGGAAUUCGAGUCGGGGGCAUCGAUUGAGGAGCCGUUGACGACGGAUUCGAUGGGGCCGAGCUAUUACCGCGGCCAGCGCGUUUGA